AUGCUAGCAGCUUACGCUAAACACGAGAAAACUGGCCGGCAAACUCUGGAGUUCUUUCAAAAGAUGCUACUGGAAGGUGUGGCAGCCAAUGUAGUGAGCUUUACCUGCGUAGUGGGAGCUUGCUCGAGGCCAGAGCUUUCAGAACAGGGCACUGUGGUCCACGAACAGAUAACUUGCAGUGGAUUGGUUGCGGAUAGCUUCUUGGCUGCUGCACUCGUCAACAUGCUUGAAACCGUCUGGAGUAACUCUGAUCAGUGUCCUUGGAGCUUGCUGUUCUACGCAAGCGCUUCGAAUCGUGGAGCAUAUUUACGAGCGGGUAGCACAAGUGGGUUAAACCGUUGGAACGCUGCGUCCUGGAACACGAUGAUAGCAGGCUACGUUCAACAUGGUUUUGACCUUCAGGCCCUUCACUUGCUUUAUGAAAUGGACUUGGAAGGCAUCAAGCCCAACGUCGUAACUUUCCUGGGUAUUGUUGAUGCGUGCUCUUCUUUGGCUGUUCUUGGGAAUGCUAAAGCUGUGCACGAACGUAUUUCAGCUUCCAAGGUCGGCCUAGACACCGUUUUAGGAACCGCCAUCGUGAGUAUGUACGCAAAUUGUGAUAGCUUGGAGGACUCAAGGCGAGUAUUUGAAUCAUUGGAUUUAAGAGACACCGUUUCAUGGAAUGCUGUGAUUGCGUGCCACAGUGAUUUGGAGGCAGCUUCCUGGUUCGUCAAAAUGGAUCUUGAAGGUGUCAAACCAGACAAGAACACAUUCACUGCCAUGUUUGCUGCAUCCACAACUCUGCAACAAGGUGAGAUGUUCUUACAGCGAUUUAUGAACGUUGGUUAUGAGCUCGAUGAUGUUGCAGUGUUGUCUCUGAUCGAACUCUAUGGCAGAUUUGGAAAUGUAACUGCUGCUACAGACGUAUUCAACGCCCUGAAGAAUAAGAAUGUGGUGUCCUGGACUGCAAUGGUAACGGCGUGCAUGAACAACGAGACUGGAGUUGAAGAGGCCUGGCUUCUCUUUCAAAGGAUGCAGUUGGAAGGCAUCAAGCCCAACAGUGUAACUUUCAUCAGCUUGCUUGGAUGCAAUUGUAGCUUCAUACAAGCGCUGAUGAACACGUAUGCAAGGACUGGCAACCUGCAUCGCACAAGAGAUGUGUUCGAAGAACUUCAAUGGAGCGAACUUUGCUGGAACUCCCUGCUCAGGGCUUACGCAGAACAAGGACACGCCUAUCAGGUACUGGAGUCUUUUCGGUGCAUGAUUCACCAAGGCCUCAAGCCAGACAACGACACAUUUAUCUUUGUUCUUCAUGCCUGCAGCCAUGCCGGGAGCGUCGAGCAAGCUUGCGACUUGUUCAACUCAAUCACCAGAGAUCACAACUUGCAUCCCGCAAUCCAGCACUACGUCUGCGUCAUUGACCUUCUGGGCCGAGCGGGCUGGCUAGAAAAUGCUCACGAGCUUAUCAACAGGAUGCCGUACCAGCCAAACUCUUUGGCAUGGAGCACGCUGCUUGGUGCGUGUGGAAUGUAUGGGGAUACGGACAGAGGUACCCAUGCCGCCGGACAAGUGACUACGAUUGAGCAAGGUCAGCAUGGAGCUUCUUACGUAUUGCUUUCCAACAUUCUCAGCGGUAGGCAAGUCUAGAGGUCGAGCUUCUUGAAUCAAGAAAGCACCGUGAUCAGGUACUUGUUUACCUUUGUUAUUCUAAUAGUUAUUCUAGAAAGCGGGGCGUUCCUCCGCGACAACUUUAGUAGAA
Selaginella moellendorffii is the source of this 1738-nucleotide messenger RNA. Its product is annotated as pentatricopeptide repeat-containing protein At3g24000, mitochondrial. The transcript is spliced from 4 exons. Gene Ontology annotation, biological process: RNA modification. Lineage: Eukaryota; Viridiplantae; Streptophyta; Lycopodiopsida; Selaginellales; Selaginellaceae. Gene Ontology annotation, molecular function: RNA binding; protein binding. The record is from RefSeq and is a predicted model, not a curated record. The coding region runs from base 1 to 1626 and encodes 541 amino acids.